Messenger RNA from Talpa occidentalis (Iberian mole), 3133 nucleotides. It is a transcript of the gene ARFIP1, whose product is annotated as ADP ribosylation factor interacting protein 1. NCBI's taxonomy places the organism in Eukaryota, Metazoa, Chordata, Mammalia, Eulipotyphla, Talpidae. The coding region runs from base 1729 to 2679 and encodes 316 amino acids. Gene Ontology annotation, cellular component: trans-Golgi network membrane. Gene Ontology annotation, biological process: intracellular protein transport; regulation of Arp2/3 complex-mediated actin nucleation. The transcript is spliced from 7 exons. Gene Ontology annotation, molecular function: protein domain specific binding; phospholipid binding. The record is from RefSeq and is a predicted model, not a curated record.
UGGUUUGACAUUUGGUUUAGUCUUAAGUGAAAUAGUAUUAUACAAUAACUGAUCAUUAUAAGCUGCCGUGCAUGAGCUUGAAGAUGCUGCUGUAUCACACUUGCUUAUAGAUACAGCCUAAUUCUUCAAAUUGGAAUGAAAACUUGUCUCAUGAUAAUGGCAGUAAUUUAUGUCUCUGAACUAUUACUUUUGUUAUUCAAGUAACAUUGGUUUCUAACAUUAUGUAAGUUUCAGAUGCACAACAUUGUAUUUUGACAUCUGUUGUAUAUAUUACCUUUUGAUCCCCACUGAAAGUCUGGUUUCCAUUCACACCAGGCGCUUACCCUGUUACCUUUUCUGCCCUCCUCCCUAUAGCUGUGAUUACCAGAGCGGAAGGGGGCAAACUGACUUUAAAACAUUUUUUUAAUGCCAACUGCAUUGUUGAUCUGUAUAUUAAAAAGAUAAUCAUUCUGCCCUACUCAGAUUAUUUAUGCAUUUAUUGGUAAGUUACAGGUAUUUUAAGUGCUCUUGUUUUAAGACGUCUUCUCUAGAUCAGUUGGAAAGAACCUGAGAAAAAAAUUUUAAAACUUAGGAAAUAAGUCUUAUAAAAGAUUCUGAAGGAGUUUGGGCUUUAUUAGCUCUCUGGAAGAAUUCUAAGAUAACUGAAUAGUGACUCUUUUACUUGAACAGUUACUUCAAGGAGAGUAUUAAUCAUUUACUCCCAUCUCUGGAGUAAAUUUAGAAAAAAUUACAUUUAAAUUUAGCCUCACAACAACAAAUACUGGAAUCUGCCUAACAUAUAUGUUGCCAAAUUAGUAGUGGAAAUCAUGAAUAAAUCAUAAUUCAUAAGAGUCAAGUGUACUUGGUACAUGACCUGUUGUAACGGGUUUCUGUCAUUGUAUUCAUAUAUUCAUAUUCCUAGAUUUCUGUGGUUGAGAUGAAGCAGAACUCAUUCUCUAAAUAUAGUCAGUUAGCACAGAUCCUAGGUUUUUAAGAACUAUUUUUAUUUUAUUUGGUAUUAGUGAGUGAUUUCUGUAUUUAAUUUAGUAUGAGUGGUUUAAAGGUUAGAAUGUUAAAGAUAUAGACAAGUGAUAAUUACCCUUGAAGGUAAAGCCAAAAAAUUGAAUUACCUAGUGAGCUCAAUACUGCUUCAUUUGCUACUUUAGUCUGUUGUUACAUACAUUAUGCACAUCUCAUGUUGUGUCAUGGCAUUAUUUCUUAUGCAAGAUUAAUAAACAGUAAUAACCAGAACAACAGGGCUGUGUUCCUAGGAUUAUCAAGAAAGGGAACUGCAGUAGUUGUCUCUUGUUGAAUACUUCUUUAUAAUAGAAACACUUGUGCCUUGGAUGGUAGAGAUAGACAAGUCUUUGUUUAAAAUGAUGAGUAGACUAUAUAAGCUAUUAAAAUGCAUUGCAACUCAACAAGUAACUUAUGAAUUAGUGUUUUCUAUAUUGAAUUUCAUAUUGGAGAUAUUAUGGUAUAAAUUCAGAAUAUGGACAUAUUAUGGAGAGUCUCUAAUAAGCUGUUUUAAUCUCACUGGGCCUCAUUCCAUGAUUUAAUGUUAGACUUGUUAAUUUCCAGCUUCCCUUCCAGUGUUAAAUUUUGUGGUCAAAAUAUUUAAAGAGACAAGACUCUGUCACUUCGAAAGGUAGUACCAGCCUAUUUAGAUCUUAUGCAUGUUUGGAUUUUAAAAUGAGAUAUACUCCAAACUAAGGUUUUCAUAUCAAUAGAACUGGCUGCAUCAGAACUAUGUCUGGGACAAGCCCAAUUUUUACUAAUUGUUCCCCAGCACCACCAUUGCCAUCUGUUAUGUCUCCUAGCAGGGUUGCAGCUAGCCGACUGGCUCAACAAGGAAGUGAUUUAAUUGUUCCUGCAGGUGGCCAGAAAACACAGACAAAAAGUGGACCAGUUAUUCUAGCAGAUGAAAUUAAAAAUCCUGCAAUGGAAAAGUUAGAACUUGUUAGAAAAUGGAGUCUAAACACCUACAAGUGUACUCGACAAAUUAUCUCUGAGAAGCUAGGCCGUGGCUCAAGAACCGUGGACCUUGAACUUGAAGCUCAGAUUGAUAUAUUAAGAGAUAACAAAAAAAAAUAUGAGAAUAUUCUAAGACUGGCUCAGACAUUGUCAACCCAGCUUUUCCAGAUGGUGCAUACCCAAAGGCAACUUGGAGAUGCCUUCGCUGACCUGAGUUUGAAGUCACUAGAACUCCAUGAAGAAUUUGGCUAUAAUGCAGACACCCAGAAGCUGCUGGCUAAAAAUGGAGAAACUCUUCUUGGGGCCAUUAAUUUUUUCAUCGCUAGUGUGAACACUUUGGUGAAUAAAACCAUUGAAGAUACACUAAUGACUGUGAAACAGUAUGAAAGUGCCAGAAUUGAAUAUGAUGCUUAUCGCACUGAUUUGGAAGAACUAAAUCUAGGACCACGUGACGCAAACACUUUGCCAAAGAUCGAGCAGUCACAGCAUUUGUUCCAGACACAUAAGGAAAAAUAUGAUAAAAUGCGCAAUGAUGUCUCCAUAAAAUUGAAAUUUCUGGAAGAAAAUAAGGUUAAAGUCCUGCACAACCAGCUGGUCCUGUUCCACAACGCCAUCGCUGCUUACUUUGCUGGGAAUCAGAAGCAGCUUGAACAGACACUUAAACAGUUCCAUAUCAAAUUGAAAACUCCUGGAGCGGAUGCCCCGUCUUGGCUUGAAGAACAGUAAAAUCACGCCUGGGAGGGGAAAAGAAAGUCACGUUGUUCUAUUUCUAAACACUCGUCGUAGAAUUAAGCCAAGUCUGGGAAAGAGAGGAGUGACCGCCAUUAUAGUAAUUCUUGCACAAAGAGCUUUAAUUUCUUUUUCAUACCUUACCAAUCGAGCUGUUAAAUUUGAGGGGAAGGUGGGUGGUUUUAAUGUAGACAUAAUUUCUAUCAUCUGAACACAAUAAUUUUCCUUUUUCAAGAAAUCCUUUUGUAUUGUGAGGGUUGGUGGCUAUUUCUGUAGUUUGAAAUAUCGAAUACAGAUUUGCACUGACAAGAUAAAAAUUCAAGGUUUUUGGUCCUGGAAAUGGGGGCCAGUUGUAACUUUUCCAAAGGGAGGUUUACAUGAUUUGUAUCAACAUCAGAUAUUUUAUAUACGAAUAUAUUAAACAUCUUUAAGAGAUUCAUUUUCUUGUAUU